Messenger RNA from Helianthus annuus (common sunflower), 1326 nucleotides. RefSeq names its product protein NYNRIN-like. The coding region runs from base 1 to 1326 and encodes 441 amino acids. NCBI's taxonomy places the organism in Eukaryota, Viridiplantae, Streptophyta, Magnoliopsida, Asterales, Asteraceae. The record is from RefSeq and is a predicted model, not a curated record. The transcript has a single exon. Gene Ontology annotation, molecular function: RNA-DNA hybrid ribonuclease activity; nucleic acid binding. Gene Ontology annotation, biological process: DNA integration.
AUGUCAGGUCGCUUAGCAAAGUGGGCAAUUGAGUUGGGGGGCCACAACAUUCUGUACAGGCCGCGCCCAGCCAUUAAGGGUCAAGUAUUAGCGGACUUCAUCAUAGAGGUCCUAGAAGACAAGAUCAAAGAUUGUGAAGUUGUUGACACUCCCAUCAAAGAUACCUCCGAUGGAGUAUGGCUGCUAUACACUAAUAGGGCCUCAAACGAAGAUGGCGCAGGAGCUGGGUUGCGCCUUGUUAGCCCUAAGAAACAUGAGUUUACAUACGCCAUCAAGUUGGAUUUCAAGAAUACCAACAACGAGGCUGAAUAUGAAACAUUCUUGGCAGGCCUGCGCUUGGCCAUCAAAAUGGGAGCUCAAAACUUACAAGCACACGUCGAUUCUCUGCUGAACGCAAGUCAAAUCAAUGGGUUAUAUGAUGUGAAGGGCGAAGUUAUGGCUUUGUACUUAGAGCAAGCGAAGGAGUUGCUUCAGCAGUUCAAAUCAUAUAAAGUUGUUCAUAUUAAUCGAUCUGAGAACAAGCCAGCGGACGCGCUAAGCAAGCUCGCUUCAACAGCCUUCCAACACCUCGCCAAAGAUGUCAGGAUCGAAGUCUUAAGAAACCCAUAUGUUUUGCUGCGACAAGUGAAUGUAAUCGAGAUAGGGCCGCCAUCAUGGAUGACUCCUAUCAGUCAAUAUCUUCAAGAAGGAAUUCUCCCUGAAAACAAAGCAGAAGCUAGGAAGAUACUGAAUAAGGCAUUGUUCUAUGAGAUGAAUGGUGGAAUCUUGUACCUAAGAUCCUUCUUGGGGCCACUUUUGCGCUGUGUGGACCCCCAAGAUGCAAGUUACCUGAUCAGGGAGAUUCAUGAAGGCAUCUACGACAUUCAUGUGUGCCCGCGCAUGGUUGUCGCGAAGAUAAUGAACGCUGGUUACUAUUGGCCAGAGAUGCAUGUUGACGCCCUAAAGGAAUUGCGCAAAUGCGACUCCUGUCAAAGGCACACCCCAAAAACCCUACGCCCAAAAAAUAAUCUCAUCCCUGUGUCCACUGCCUGGCCUUUCCAGCAGUGGGGGAUCGAUAUGGUGGGACCUUUCCCUGAAGCUCCUGGAGCUGUGAAGUUUAUAAUUGUUGCCGUUGAUUAUUUCACCAAGUGGGUGAAGGCAAAAGCACUCGCUUCAACUACUGCAAUGAUGGUGCGCAAGUUCAUAUGGGAGCACAUCAUUUGCAGGUUUGGUCUCCCACUCAAGAUUGUAACAGAUAAUGGCACCAAUUUUGCUUCUGAAGACCUUCAAGAAUGGAUGAAAGAGAUGAAUAUCGAACACACUUUCUCUUCUGUUGCACACCCUUAG